Brachypodium distachyon (stiff brome) is the source of this 1081-nucleotide messenger RNA. Its product is annotated as protein PLASTID TRANSCRIPTIONALLY ACTIVE 7. The transcript has 4 exons. Gene Ontology annotation, biological process: plastid transcription. NCBI's taxonomy places the organism in Eukaryota, Viridiplantae, Streptophyta, Magnoliopsida, Poales, Poaceae. Bases 120 to 674 code for a protein of 184 amino acids. Gene Ontology annotation, cellular component: plastid-encoded plastid RNA polymerase complex. The record is from RefSeq and is a predicted model, not a curated record.
UCUUGCAGCAUCCCCCCAAAAAAAUCCUUCUUGCAGCGCGGGUCGUCACCAAACGGUUCGAGAACCGGAUGAGGUGAGGAAGCGAGAACCGCUGACAUCUCCGGGCUGCGGUCCAGAAAAUGGCCAUGGUAAUGGCCGCUUCCUACACCGCCUGCCACCACCACGGGCACCUCGCCGCUGGCCUCCUCUCCAUGCCUCAAGCAGGCGGGAGGACUAGCCGCAGCAGUAUUACCAUCUCCAUGAAGGCUCAGAAAAAGCAGAGCAGUGAGCCUGGGAGUGUGAAGGGAGGCGGGGACGGGCGAGUCAGCGGUGGGCGGCGAGUGUGGCGUCGCCGGAAACUGACCAAAGAGGAUGACAUGUUGCGGUACAAGUUGGAUCGAAUCCCUUUCUUAGAAGAGAAAGUGAGAAAAGUAAGGGAAAAUGGGAAGCUGGUAUGCUUGGACAUCAACCAGCUGAUGUUGUCUCAAGAGAAUAGAUUUGCGUUCACCAUGGAGGUGGCAGAAGAAGCUAACACCUAUCUUGAGAAGCACAGAAAUGAGUAUGGAUUGAAAAAGCCUAUACUACACGUUCUCAGUGACCGCAUGAACGAAGCUGGGUUUUCUCGGCCUGAGGGCUACCUUUAUCCUUAUCCUAUCAAGCCUGGUCCUUAUUUCAUAAAAGAAGAAGGGCAUUGAAUAAAAUCGUAGGCUCAUAGUAAGAUCAGGGAGCACGAGUUGAUGGGACCUCCUUUCUGACGGUCCUUCACAACAUCCGGGAGGAGUUGGUGCGUUGGGCGAGUGCGGGUCUAUGUGCUCCGUCGUUUGCUGCCAUGUUGGCGAGUGGGUUGCUAGACGCUACGUAAGGGUUUUUGUGUUUUUGGGCAACCCUUGUGGCGUUGUAACCGCUGGUACGGUGUUGUAACUGGCCUUCUGGCCCUUCCUUCUUAUAUUGAUGAUACACCCGCUGGGUUGCAUUCUUGAAAAAAAAAAUGGACCUCCUUUCAGAAUGGAGCGCUGAAGUGUAUACACUGCACAGUGUGAGAGGAGCUGUGAAAGCUCUGAAUAAUGCUUGGAAAAAACAAAAAUUCAAGAUGUUCUCCAUC